Branchiostoma floridae (Florida lancelet) is the source of this 1821-nucleotide messenger RNA. RefSeq names its product leucine-rich repeat-containing protein 15-like. The coding region runs from base 1 to 1821 and encodes 606 amino acids. Lineage: Eukaryota; Metazoa; Chordata; Leptocardii; Amphioxiformes; Branchiostomatidae. The record is from RefSeq and is a predicted model, not a curated record. The transcript has 4 exons. Gene Ontology annotation, molecular function: protein binding.
AUGGAGCUACAAGAGUUGCAAUUGGACCUGACCAACAACCAGAUAACAUUGAUUCCGCCGGGUGCAUUUGCAAACUUUACCUUGCUACAACAGUUGUACCUGGGCAGCAACAAGAUAACAUUGAUUCAGAAAGGUACAUUUGUAAAUCUUACACGGCUACGAGAGUUGUACCUAAACUACAACCAAAUAACAAUGAUUCAGCCAGGUGCAUUUGCAAAUCUACCAGGGCUACGAGAGUUGUGGCUGGACAACAACCAGAUAACAACGAUUAAGCCAGGUAUAUUUGCAAAUCUACCCCAGCUACAAGAGUUGAACCUACACUACAACCAAAUAACAACGAUUAAGCCAGGUAUAUUUGCAAAUCUACCCCAGCUACAAAAGUUGUACCUACACUACAACCAAAUAACAACGAUUAAGCCAGGUAUAUCUGCAAAUCUACCCCAGCUACAAAAGUUGUACCUUACGAACAACAAGAUGUCUGCCAUUGCCCCUUUAGCUUUCAGCUUGUUGCCCUCUAAUCUAGACAUAAAACUUGACGGGAACCCCUGGCAGUGUGACUGUAAGAUGGUUCCCUUCAGGCUAGAUUCGACUGAAUUUCCUUCAUUUAAAGACCAGAUAACAUGUGCCGAACCCGCUAACUUACGGGGACAGAAGCUUUCAGAUGUCAGUCCUGGAGAUUUGGUAUGUCCAGAGACAACCACAUCAGCACUGUCUGUUGAUGUUCAAGUAACCUUAAAGUUUAACAAUUCUUACAAAGACACAACAGCCGGCUCCACAGUCAAAAACAAGAAAAACAAAACAAGACCGACAAUAGCUUCACCCCUUAAAAGCAACAGUUUCCAUGCUGAUACCCGAGAAACUUCUAUAAACUAUCACAAUUGGACAGCAGCAGGCUCAACAGUAGGUCCUGCAGAAAAAAGAGCCAAAACCACAGUAAUAAUAAGUUCAACCGUUAAAACCACUUCAGACAAGUCGGAAACUAAACGUUCCCAUGCUGAUACCCAAAUAACAUCUAAUGACUAUUACAACAGCACAACAGCAGAUCUUAAAGGUAAAAGAGGCAAAACUGGAGCGACAGAAAGUCCAACCCUUCAAACCACUUCAGACAAGCCGGAAACCAAACGUCCCCAUGCUGAUACCCAAAUAACAUCUAAUGACUAUUACAACAGCACAACAGCAGAUCUUAAAGGUGUGGGAGCAUCAGCAAAAGACCAAACAUCUUCAGCAAUGAUCAGUGGUCAUGAUAAGACAAGGCAGGGACAGUCUCAGGUCAUCACUGAAUCCAACACAACAGCUACUGUAGUGACCAGGGUUCAUGAUCAGCAAUAUGAAGAUGUAGACCAAGAUAAUGAGAGAGGGCAGGGCCAGUCCAACCCAAACACCACACCUAAUCAGAAAGGGCAGUCUCAUGCUAACACGCAACCCCUGAAAGUUGAAAACCUGACACAUCACGAGUUGGUAGCUGCCUUAGAUCCGAACCCUAUGUAUAUGGGUGUGGGAGCAUUAUCAAAGGGCCAAACAUCUACAGCAAUGUCCAGUGGUCAAUAUCAGACAGAGCAGGGCCAGGGUCAGUCUCAGAACAUCACUGAAUCCAACAACCCACACAAGACAGCUGCUGUAGUGACCAGUGGCCAUGCCCAUGAGUAUGAAGAUGUAGACCCCCAACAUGAUCACACAGGGCAGGGUCUGGGCCAGUCUUGGGCCUUCAUGGAAGCUAGAAACCCAUCGUAUGGCACAGGGCAGAUUGACCCAAUGCAAAGUCCCCUGUACAAAGUCGAAGGCCAGUCUCAGGCCAUCUCUGAAUCCAACACAAAACCAUAG